GCUCUGAUAACCAGCUGAUAAAGGUCGGAUGCUCUGAUUGGCUGAAGUCCAGUUGGCUCAGAGGAUAAAAGAGCAGCUCAGCUCCUCAUGUCCAUCAUCCUCAUCAUCACCAUGGCCUUCCUCUGGUUCGUCUCCUGCCUCGCCUUCGUCAGCGCCGCCUACGGCUGUGGCGUCCCUGCCGUCACCCCUGAGGUGUCCGGCUACGCCCGCAUCGUCAAUGGUGAGGAGGCGGUUCCUCACUCGUGGCCCUGGCAGGUGUCUCUGCAGCAAUCCAACGGCUUCCACUUCUGUGGAGGAUCUCUCAUCAACGAGAACUGGGUGGUGACAGCUGCUCACUGCAACGUCAGGACCUACCACCGUGUGGUUGUUGGAGAGCAUGACAAGGGUUACGGUUCUAACGAGGAUGUCCAGAUUCUGAAACCCGCCAAGGUGUUCACCCACCCCAGUUGGAACCCCAGAACCAUCAACAACGACAUCUCCCUCAUCAAGCUGGCCACCCCUGCCCGUUUCACCACCAACGUGUCCCCCGUCUGCCUCGCCGAGUCCUCUGAUGACUUCGCCGCUGGCAUGACCUGCGUCACAUCUGGCUGGGGUCUGACCCGCUACAACGCUCCCAGUACUCCCAACAAGCUGCAGCAGGCCGCCCUGCCUCUGCUGUCCAACGACCAGUGUAAGAGACACUGGGGCAACAAGAUCUCCAGCCUCAUGAUCUGUGCCGGUGCAGCUGGAGCCUCUUCCUGCAUGGGCGACUCCGGUGGUCCCCUGGUCUGUCAGAAGGACAACGCUUGGACUCUGGUCGGUAUCGUGUCCUGGGGAAGCAGCCGUUGCUCCACCUCCACCCCUGGUGUCUACGCCCGUGUCACCGAGCUCCGUGGAUGGGUCGACCAGAUCCUGGCCGCCAACUAAACGCCCAGAGGCUGAAGCCAUGGGAACCCACAACCUCUGACCUCUGACCUCAACCCCUGAACCCUGAGCCACUUCUGAACAUGUUGAAGAUGAAUGACAAUAAAAACUUUUAAAAUCA
Molecule: messenger RNA, 1024 nt
Organism: Mugil cephalus (flathead mullet)
Lineage: Eukaryota; Metazoa; Chordata; Actinopteri; Mugiliformes; Mugilidae
Product: chymotrypsin B-like
Exons: 7
Coding region: 88-906 (272 amino acids)
Biological process (GO): proteolysis
Molecular function (GO): serine-type endopeptidase activity
Source: RefSeq, a predicted model, not a curated record